Molecule: messenger RNA, 870 nt
Organism: Panicum virgatum (switchgrass)
Lineage: Eukaryota; Viridiplantae; Streptophyta; Magnoliopsida; Poales; Poaceae
Exons: 1
Coding region: 1-870 (289 amino acids)
Source: RefSeq, a predicted model, not a curated record
AUGCGCUCGCGGGAGGGGAGCAGCAGCCCCUGCUCGUCUGGAUCCGCUGCCAUCGUCGCGCGCCGCCGCCUGUCUGACCGCCGUUCCGGCUCUCCACUGCCCAUCCGCGCCAUCAUACUCAUCUCCGCCGGUCGCGGAGCUGGCCGUCUGCCCGUCGCAACGGCCUCCGCCGUCGUGGAUCCGCCCGUUGCGGAGCCGCCGGCCGCCUGUCCACCUCCCGUCGCGGCCUCCUGCGCCGCCUGUCGUGGACCGUCCUCCCGUCGUGGCUUAGCAGCAGCAAGAUCUUCACCGCCGUCGGAUCCGCGCCGUCGUCCUCCACCGCCGCCCGUCGUGGCCUCCCUCCGCCCGCGCGCGUCUGCGCGCCUCCAUUCGCUGCCGCCUGCGCGUUCGCCCGACCACGGCCGUCCGCCGGGCGUCGGCUGCCUGUCGUCGUCGGUCCUCCUCUUGCCGCCCGUCGGGGCUCCUCCUGGCGCCGCCGGCCACGGCCAUCUGCGGCCGGCCGUCCGCCCGUCGCGGAUCAGCUCGUCCCCGCUUGUCGCCUGCCGCCCGUGGCAGCACGUCCUCUGCACCGCCUGCCCAUCCAUCCGCAUCGUCGCGCAGCGCCCGUCCGCGCUGCCCGGGCGCGUCCGUGCGGCCUCCUCCUCCGUCUGCUGGCCGCCGUUGCGGCCUCCUCUCGUCCCGUCGCGCGGCCGCUCGUCGCCUCAUCUUCAUCAACCGCCGCUCGUCAGCCGUCAUCCGUGCCACCACCCCACCCUCCUGCCUGGCUGCCUGCUUGCGAGGGCAAGCUUUUGCUCCCGCUGUUGUCAUGCUGGGCCUCAUUUUGGGUUGUUGCCUGCUGGAGGCCCGGUUGAGGAGGGUGCCCAACUUUAG